Closterium sp. Yama58-4 is the source of this 1917-nucleotide messenger RNA. NCBI's taxonomy places the organism in Eukaryota, Viridiplantae, Streptophyta, Zygnematophyceae, Desmidiales, Closteriaceae. The record is from the annotation of a GenBank genome assembly.
AUGGAACAUCCACCAACUCGUGAAGAGCGAGAUGGGGAAUCGCAGACUUCUGGAGACGACGACAACGAUGAAGAACCGGAAGAAGGCGGAAUACAGGCGCCACAAGGCAGCCCGCCCCGCUGCCCGCUUCGCAGCCCGCCCGCCGCGCUGCCCGCUCGCCGCGUCGCCCGCCCGCCCCGCUGCCCGCUCGCCGCGUCGCCCGCCCGCCGCGCUUCCCGCCGAGCUGUGCUGUGGCAGCUUCCUUUGCUCAGUCGCACUGUCGCUAUGGCUUCCAUCCGCGUGCUGUCGUUCGAUGCUGAGGGCCGCCCUGUGAAGUUCGCCACUUGGCUGGAUGACCUGCAGCUGUUCCUUCUGAGCGAUAGCAAGGAGCAUGUGUCGCUCUAUGAUUACGCGUCUGGUGCUGCACCUGCCCCCCCUGCCACAGCUGAGCUUAGUGUUCGUUCCCACUGGCAGACUCGUGACGCAGCUGCUCGCCUAGCCAUUCGCAGUCACCUGCCGCUAGCUGAGCUCGAGCAUUUUGGCGACUGCAAAUCCGCUAAGGCCCUGUACGAUGCUGUCGUUGCUCGCUACUCCUCGCCUGCCACAGCCGAGCUUAGCCGCCUCAUGCUGCCGUACCUGUUCCCUGACCUGUCCACCUUUGCUACAGUCGCCGAUCUUAUCACCCACCUUCGCACUAGUGAUGCUCGCCUGCGUGCCGCCCUUCCCACCGAGUUCUGCGCUAAGAAUCCCCCUCCACUGUACUGGACACUCCACUUCAUAGUCACCCGUCUCCCUGACACCCUCAGCUCAGUUCGAGACCACUUCCUUGCUCGCUGUCCCACUGAGCUCACAGUCGCCCUCCUAGAGGAGCAGCUGCUAGCGGCCGAAAAGAGCAUUGUAGCUGUCGGUGCUGCUCGUGGCGCUCCUCGCACCCCCAUCUUUGAGGGGUGUUCUCCCUCUCCCCUCGCUCCCUCCUACGCUACUGCUGCUGCUGUUGACUUCCUUGGUGCUGAGUCUGCUGGCGCUGCUUCUGCUCCUGGUGGGAGGCGCCGCACCGGCAAGGGCAAGGGGGGCAAGGGUGGCGGGGGUGGCGCUGGGGGGGGAGGAGGUGGGGGAGGUGGGGGGGGAGGCGGUGCUGGAGGGAGCGGUGGCGGGAGCGCUGGUGGGAGUGGGGUCGGCGGUGGAGGCGGGGGCGGCGGAGGAAGCAGUGGCAGUGGUGGCGGCGGCGGCGGUGGCGGCGGUGGCGGUGGUGGCGGUGGUGGCGGUGGCGGUCGGAGCGGUGGUAGUGGUGGCGGCGGAGGUCGGAGUGGAGGCACUGGCUCGGGCCAGAGCUCCCAGCAGCAGCAGCGUCCCCAGACGACCCAGCAGCUUCGUGAGUGGCUUGCUCAGCGUGGGACGUCGGGGGGCAGUGGCCGCUGUUCCUAUGUCAUUCGCACAGGUGACCGCAAGGGACAGACGUGUGGGAGGUUCCACACCCCGUACCGCUGCUUCUCCCGCCUUGACGACGCUUGGCGUGAGGAGAUGGGCGAGGAUGUUGAGCGCCCCCGCUGGGCUGAGCUCAUGAGGGCUGGUGUUGAUAUCUUUGCUCUUGACUAUGAUGCUAUUAUUGCUGCCAUGUAUGCAUUGACUGUUAGUGCCGAGGGAGACUGUUACUUGUGUGUGCCGCCUGACCCAGGUAUAGAGCCCGCUGCCCUGGGUACUAGUGAGUCUGCUCUCUCUGGUAUGGUGCCCCCUGUACUUGCUCCCUCCAGUGCUGUCCCGGCUGUUUGCGAGUCUGCUCUCUCAGGUACAGCACCCACAGAGACUGCUCUCUCAGUACUGAGCUCACACCGCUUCCUGCACCGGUCCCAGUCUCCUUGGCUGACCCCUCUGGGGGCCCAGUCCUUGCCCAGUCCACCACUGUCCUCCCUUGUCCGGCGGUUCCGUCUGGCUCGUUGA